Molecule: messenger RNA, 5235 nt
Organism: Peromyscus leucopus (white-footed mouse)
Lineage: Eukaryota; Metazoa; Chordata; Mammalia; Rodentia; Cricetidae
Gene: Map3k19
Product: mitogen-activated protein kinase kinase kinase 19
Exons: 14
Coding region: 200-4870 (1556 amino acids)
Biological process (GO): protein phosphorylation
Molecular function (GO): ATP binding; protein binding; protein kinase activity
Source: RefSeq, a predicted model, not a curated record
CGAGUCUCCUCGCACUGAGCCAAAGGGUUUGUGCACCCAGAACCAGUUUUAAACACUUUUUAAAAAUAAAGCGUUUGGACUGUACAACACUGGAACGGAAUCAGAGCAAAGGUCCUAAGUCUAUGCUGCCUGUCAACGGAAACCUAGCUGAACUGAGGGGUGAUGGCUGGUCCGGAAAUCAGAGCCAUGAAGAAGUAGGAUGAUUUGGGCUGCUGCUGGUCUGGGUGCUCCUUCAAUUGCGUCCCUCAGCAAAACACACACUAGGCAAUUAUACGGCACCAGCAAGAUGAACAAAAACAAACUGAUUCAUGAUUUCCUGGACGUGGUUUCCAGGGGUGACGUGGAAUGCAUCUGUGGCCGUAUUCCUGAAGUCCAUUCAGUCCUCGGGAACCUUGACUUUCAGCACCCACAGACCGGAAAUACACCUCUCAUUACCGCAGCAGAAGAAAAUCUAUCAGAGGUCGUUGAGAUUCUUCUGGAGAAGGGAGCGGAUAUCACCCUCUGUAAUUACAGCAACCAAACUGCGCUCCAUGUGGCUAAUGGUGGCAUCCGGAGACAGCUAUUGGCCGGCAGGAGAAUCCAAGCUCCCCAAAUGCAGCUUCUAAGAAGUUCGUGGCAGGGCAAUCUUGAGCAGCUUCAGCACUUGCUGGCAUCUGAAGAGUUCCUGGAUAUAAACUUCCCAAACCUGCAUGGCCUGACCCCUCUGAUGCUGGCUGUGAGAGACGUGGACCUAUUUGAGAGUCUGGAUGUAUUAACAGUCUACAAGCCUGCCGAAGUUCUAACCGAGCUCCUCCGGCAUCGUGCAGAUCCUAAGCUUUGUGACUUCAGUGGCAAGUCCGCAAUACAUUAUGUGUCACAAAUUGAAAGUUGGAGGAAGCCGCAGUUAUUGGACAUCCUGAUGAAUUCCAUGCCCAAACCAGAAAGACAUGCGGAGUCACUACUUGACAUUGGUCAUGAGACAAGCUCUUCUCCAGUGGGUAUGACAGUUUCCAAAACUGAAAACAUCAUCUUGCAGAGUGUCAGCAGCAGUGAGGACUUUGGCCUUGAGGAUGACGACAGCCUGUCUAUACCGGAUGGUGAAGAAGGAGCUCCCAGGAGUGAAGACUGGCCAUGCCGGACAGAAGGUGUCGAGAUUAUAGUGACAUUUCCACCAGAUCCUCCCCAAGAAACCAGCCAAGAAGAUUUGAAAGAAAUCAAUCAGGUGAUGUCAGUGCAUCAGGAGUGGGGACAGGUGCACCCUGUCUCUCCCCCGCAUGCAGUGGGGAUGGUGGGCCUCCUUCUGAAGAGGGAAGGAAGUUCUGAGGAGCUCCGUGGUGCAGAUGUGGCCCUCUUCCCGUCAAGACCUGGCUUAGACCCAGGUACUGCUACGUCUGCAGCCAGGGAGGAGGUUCCUCGGGACCCGAGCGUGCAGCAAAGGACAGCUGAAGAAUUUCCUACUUCUGACAUGAGAUACAGUAGCCGGAGAAUCGAGAUUCCUCUGCCACCACCAUCACUCUUGCCCAUGAGGUCUUGUGUCCUCGAUGCGGAAAAAAGUCACAAGUUCCCAAGACCCAGGGAGAGAACAGUCCUAAGCCUCAUCCCCUCGGGCCCUAAGCUCUUGGAGCCUCUUAGCCGAUCAGCUGAGCUUAGUUCAUCAAAGAACCAUCCCGGAGUCACAUGGAAAGGACCAGCGGAACAGACCCUCAGGGCUUCUGACAGUGCCAUUUGGUCUAGAAACAUGUGCUCUUUCCGGAAGGUGAACCAUCCCAGAAGACAGGGGGGAGUGGCGGAGAGCUGGCGACCCCGGGAAAUGGAAGGAUGGGACAAGACUGGGAUCUCUGGCUUGGAAGAAGGGCCAUCUGUGGUUUCCUGUGAGAGUGUCGAGGAAGGCAACAUUCCCACAGAGAGGGAAAGGGGCAGUGGGCGCCAGAGGAAAGGGGAGGAGAACUCCCAGUGUCUUUCAUUAAGAAAACAAGAGGGCUCAACAGUCGGAGUGUGUGCGGAACAAGACCCCGAAGUUGUGUACCCCAUGCUCGGCAAGCUCCAGGAAGCCUCGGAUGCAGAAAUAACCCCAGCUGAGGAAAAAGAGGUCAGAAAUGAGAAAGUUCCCGAUUCCAGAAGCAAUUCUUUACCCCAAGCUGUAGCAAAGGAACUGCACACUGUGUUAGAAGAGCUCAGCCUUCCUAAGCACGCCUCCGGUGUGGACUCCGAUGGCUGUGCUGGAGAGCUCUCAGAAAGUGAGAGAGACACGGAACGGAACAAAAACCUACCGCUAGAGGAAUCAACCAAACCAGAAAUGGAUGGGAUGGUGCCGCCGACCCAAAUCACAUUCCCUGGAGAAGGGACACCCAAGGAGCCAGCCUCAGCCAAAGCCAACCUCCAAAAGAGAAAGCCCUUGGUGCCGAACAGCCACAACCUCAACACGCUUGCGCAACGAGAACAGGACAAACUCCAGGCAAAUGCUCAUAGAGCCAAGUUGGAUUCAAGGACGAAGGCGAGAAACAGACCACCUCCUAAUCUCACGGUUUCCAUUCAAGCUUCCACUAAACCCAACAGGCAUAAAAGCAGCAUAAAAACUCAAGUUUUCCCUGCUUUGGAACUUAUGGACCCCAGACCUCAUCCAUCCCCCAAGUUUCAAAGGAGAGCGCCUCUGACAGAAAAGAAGAACUCAGUGCACCAGACCCAGAAACCUAAAAAGCAAGCAUUUCCUCGAAUCUGUAAAAAUUCAGGUAUAAAGAAGCCAUGUGUUCCCCUCUCGGCUGAAGCAACAGGUCCAAGCCUGCAUUUCCUGGACUUGAAGUAUAGCGACAUGUUCAAAGAAAUCAAUUCCACCUCCAACGGACCAGGGAUCUACGAGAUGUUUGGGACUCCUAUUUACAGUCACAUUCGAGAGGCAGAAAGGCUCGAACACAGACAUCACCGUGAGGUAUGCACAGCUCCCCUGGGCCGAUGCGUCACCAGCAAACGCCAGUCUUCCCAAAGCGACAGAAGCAGCAAUGGCCGAGCAAGACUUCUUCAGAAGAGGCCACAUGUUAAGCCCCCAAAGCCUCCACUUGGCCUCAAGCCAAAGCACAGAGGGUUAAUUUCCAAAGAAAAAGGUUGCAAGGCGAUGGGUAGCCACUCAGAGGAGGCUGUGUCGGAACCAGAUUGGCAGGUGAAAUCUCCAGGAAACGGUUUUCUGUCUCCCGAGGAUGAAGUUCAGCUCACGAACUUGACGCUGAUCCCUGAGCAAUCCCCCCAACAGAAAGAAACCCCUCCUGUCUCCGAUCUAUCCAUUGUUGAAGAAAUCUUCACGGAGGAGUGUGCGGAUGACGGUGACGUACUCACCCAAAGCCUUGGAGAUCUGAAAGACCUUGAGGAGCUGUACCACCAGACCCUGCUCGUCCCUUCAGAAGACAGCUGGGCUGUGCUCAGCAACACCAGCUCAAGCAAGCAUGUGUUGCACCACCAGACCCUGCUUGUCCCUUCAGAAGACAGCUGGGCUGUGCUCAGCAACGAGGGUUCAGGCAAGCAUCGCGUGUCGCCAGAAAAGCGGGAUGGAGAACCUCUUGACAAAGUAAAUGCUGGCCAGAUGUCCAUGGACUACCUAGAAUUCGACAGCCUUUCAGAUAAGUCUAAAACACUUGUGAGCUUUUCAAGUUUCUCUUUCCAUGAGAACCCAGAAAGCGUACCUUCCCCGCCAGAACAACACUGGACACGCUCUUUGGAUCAGGAUAGCCUAGAAAAUAACUCUGUCACAUAUCGAACUUUUGGAAGGACUUCCCAAGAAAUCUUAGACCCGGGAAAGAAGGAAGAAUUGACGGACGAGUUGCUAGGCUGUCUAGUUGAAGAACUAUUAGCACUCGAUGAGACAGAUAACAGCUCUUGCCAAGUAAUGACAAACGAGGCAGAUGCCGAAAACCUGAACCUUGUCUUCAGCAGGAGAGGCAAUACCAUCGAAGAACUGGACAGAGAGACGACAAAUGUCAAACUACAGAGGUGUAUUAAUGGAUUCAGGAUAUAUGACAAGGAGGAAAACUUUCUUAACUCAAAUGAAAAGAAGACACUUUCUGACCAGAGUCUAAAACAUGAAGAGGCUAUAUUCUGGACCAAGGGUGAGAUCCUUGGGAGAGGAGCAUAUGGCACAGUCUACUGCGGACUUACCAGCCUAGGGCAGCUCAUAGCCGUAAAGCAGGUGGCCUUGGACACUUCUGACAAAUUGGCUACUGAGAAAGAGUACCGGAAACUGCAGGAGGAAGUGGAUUUGCUGAAGGCACUGAAGCACGUAAACAUCGUGGCUUACCUAGGGACAUGCCUGGAGGAAAACACGGUGAGCAUCUUCAUGGAAUUUGUCCCUGGUGGCUCCAUCUCUAGUAUUAUAAACCGCUUCGGGCCCCUGCCUGAGACGGUGUUCUGUCAAUACACAAGGCAGAUCCUGCAAGGUGUGGCUUACCUCCACGAGAACUGUGUGGUCCACCGAGACAUCAAAGGGAACAAUGUCAUGCUCAUGCCAACCGGAACAAUAAAGCUGAUUGACUUCGGCUGUGCCAAGCGUUUGGCCUGGGCAGGCUUAAACGGUACCCACAGUGACAUGCUGAAGUCCAUGCGUGGGACGCCAUACUGGAUGGCCCCUGAGGUCAUCAAUGAGUCUGGCUAUGGAAGGAAAUCAGACAUAUGGAGCAUCGGCUGUACCGUGUUUGAGAUGGCCACUGGGAAGCCUCCCCUGGCUUCCAUGGAUAGGAUGGCAGCCAUGUUUUACAUUGGAGCCCACAGAGGCCUAAUGCCUCCUCUACCUGAUCGAUUCUCAGAAUCCGCUGCAGACUUUGUGCGCCUGUGCCUGACCAGGGACCAGCACGAGAGGCCUUCUGCUCUCCAGCUCUUGAAGCACUCCUUCCUGAAGAGGAGCCAGUGAGCACGCCCCAACUUCCCACUCUAGACCCCACCCCCACUCCCGGCUCUGCUGUGGGGAAUGAUGGUUAAGGGACUUAUUUUCCUGUUGUAAAUUCAACCUAGCCCAAUUUAACCAGAUCCUGCAGCAUUAUUGGAAAGUUUUAGUUACGUGCUGACCUUAAACUUCAGGCAUGACUGUCUGUGUGCAUGAGAAGAAAAUUUUCAUAAUAAUAAUUAAAAAAAAACCCACCCAACCCCCCAUUCCAGUGUUUACAAUUUGGAUCGCCCAAGAGCUGUCUCUACUGCUUUAUGUACAUCUUUUAAUUUUUUUUGAGACAGGGGUCUCACCACAUAGCCCUGGCUGUCCUGAAACUCACUCUGUAGACC